GUUAACGCGUCAGUUUACGAUUAACAGUUGAUAGAAACAGACGCUGGUCAUGUCGGAAAGCUUGGAAACUUGUGAAAUAACCUUGCCACUGGGCCGUAUUAAGGGGUCCAAGUGCAGCACCCUCUAUGACGAUGAUUAUUUUAGCUUCGAGUGCUUGCCAUACGGUAAGCCUCCAAUAGGUGAGCUACGCUUCAAGGCUCCGCAGCCGGCCGACCCGUGGACUGGGGUCUUGGAUUGCACAAGCUGUGCUUCCAAGCCGGUACAAAAGGGUCUGCUAACGGGUAUUAUCGAGGGCAGCGAAGACUGUCUCUAUCUAAAUGUGUACGCCAAGAAGAUUAAAUCAGAGCAACCACUACCAGUUAUGGUCUAUAUAUACGGAGGAGCUUUUACCAUUGGAGGGGCGACACGAGAAGCUUACGGUCCGGACUACUUUAUGAGCAAAAAUAUCGUUUUGGUUACGCUUAAUUAUCGUGUUGAUUGCUUGGGUUUCCUUAGCUUAAAGGAUCCCAGUUUAAACGUGCCUGGAAAUGCUGGACUUAAAGAUCAGGUUUUGGCACUUAAAUGGAUUAAGCAAUAUAUAUCCCACUUUAAUGGUGAUGCUAACAAUAUUACGGUCUUCGGAGAGAGUGCAGGUGGUUGUUCUACCCACUACAUGAUGUGUACGGAAAAGACACGUGGUCUUUUUCACAAGGCAAUACCCAUGUCGGGAACACUGCAUAACUAUUGGUCCAAUACCCCUCCGGCGGACUUUGCUUUCCGCCUAGCCAAGCAUCAUGGGUAUACAGGAGAAAAUGUCGAUAGUUACGUGUUGGACCACUUGCGCAAUUUGCCAUCACAUAAGCUGAUAAAUCAUAGCUUAAUUACUCCUGAGGAUCGGCGCAAUGGCAUGCUAUUUCCAUUUGGACCAACUGUGGAGCCGUAUGAAAGUGAAGACUGUGUGGUGCCCGAAGACCCAUUACAGAUGGCCCGUACUGCUUGGAGCAAUGAGAUACCUGUAAUGUUGGGCGGUGUUUCCUUCGAAGGGCUUUUUAUGUAUCCUGGUCUAAAAGCCAAUCCAACAUCAAUGGAUUCCUUGCUGCAAGAUCUUCAUCGCUUUACCCCAUACGAUGUUCGUGUUGUUAAUACAGAAGAGCAAAAUCUAAAUUGUGCCAAAAAGUUGAUUAAACUGUACUUUGGAGACGCCACUCCGAGUUCUGAGUUGAUAUUGAUUUUUAUGGAUUACUAUUCUUAUAAGAUAUUUUGGCAUGGCUUCCACCGAACAUUGAACGCACGUUUGGCCUAUUCAAAAUCUCCGACAUACUAUUAUCGCUUUGAUUUCGACUCACCCAAUUUCAACUUUUAUCGUCAAAAAUUCUGUGGGGAUGAUAUCAAGACAGGAGUAGCCCAUGCAGAUGAGUUGAGCUACUGUUUCCGUAACUUACAAUCUUGGAAGCUUGAAAGUGUAUCCGAUGAAUACCGCACCAUUCAACGAAUGGUGGGCAUUUGGACAGCUUUUGCUGCAAAUUCCAAUCCCAAUUGUUCUGAAAUUGGACAUUUAGAUUGGCAACCAGCUAAGUAUCAAGAACCACAGCGUGUUCUAAACAUAAGUAAUGAGGUAACGAUUAUUGAUUUACCUGAGUAUGAAAAGUUGCUCGUUUGGGAUAGUUUGUAUAAGGCAGAAGAUCUUUUCUAAUUGUAGAGUAUAAGAACUACACAGUAUAAUUUGGGUAAAUUAUUUAAAUUUCCCUAAGUUUAAAUCAAUAAA
Messenger RNA from Drosophila busckii, 1744 nucleotides. Its product is annotated as esterase B1. The record is from RefSeq and is a predicted model, not a curated record. The coding region runs from base 50 to 1672 and encodes 540 amino acids. Lineage: Eukaryota; Metazoa; Arthropoda; Insecta; Diptera; Drosophilidae. The transcript has 5 exons.